Messenger RNA from Centropristis striata (black sea bass), 1443 nucleotides. RefSeq names its product T-cell acute lymphocytic leukemia 2 (gene tal2). Lineage: Eukaryota; Metazoa; Chordata; Actinopteri; Perciformes; Serranidae. The transcript is spliced from 2 exons. The record is from RefSeq and is a predicted model, not a curated record. Bases 172 to 510 code for a protein of 112 amino acids. Gene Ontology annotation, biological process: regulation of transcription by RNA polymerase II. Gene Ontology annotation, molecular function: DNA-binding transcription factor activity, RNA polymerase II-specific; protein dimerization activity; RNA polymerase II cis-regulatory region sequence-specific DNA binding.
UCUCUCUUUUACUCUCUCCUUCCCUCUUCUCAUAAGGAUCCCUCAGCGAGCAUGAAAAGACACAACUGAGUGGACAUUCACUCUGGACUCCUGGACACUGAUGACCUGCUCAGGACGAGUCUGCAACUGAGAUUUCUGCACAUUUCUACACAUACAGCUCGACUCACCACCAUGACCAGGAAGGUUUUCACCAACACGAGGGAGCGCUGGCGCCAGCACAACGUCAACACCGCCUUCGCUGAGCUCCGCAAGCUCAUCCCCACCCAUCCUCCGGAGAAGAAGCUGAGCAAGAACGAGAUCCUGCGUCUGGCCAUGCGCUACAUCAACUUCCUGGUGCAGCUGCUGGAGAGCCAGAGCGGUCAGCCGGCCAGCCACUCCCCCACCGCUCUGCUCACCUUUCUCAGAGGGAACAUGGAGCAGCUGCACUCCCCUCCGCACCCCUGGGCCCUGACCAGCGACACGGAGGUCCCGUCACCUGGAUCCAGCUGCGACAGCUCCGAGGCCUGGUAGAACCGCAAAACACACAAAAAAGAAAAACUCUUGAGUGGACCCUGACCAUUUUCCCGGGUUUAAAAAACUGAUCUCGUCCUUCCUCAAGACACAUUUUUGUCUCUGCAUUUGUCACCCGUGUGUGACUCAUGUUGCGGUGCAGAAGACGCAGUAUUGUGUGUUAUUAGUGGACUCCAAACGUGGCUGAAAAUGUGGGCCCAGCCUCCACGCUGAUCAGUGUUGAAAUAUGAUUUGCGGGUGAAAAUUAAUUUGUAUUCUGCAUGGAUGUGUAAAACCUGGAGGUACAAUAAUCCCUUCAUGUCUUCAUGUUAAUAUUCCUAAUUUAGUUUUGCAAUGACAGGGUGUUUUGCCGAUGAGGAAAAUUGAAGGGAUUAAGGAAUUUUCUCAUUUCAAGCAAUAGAUUCAGCAUUUGAAUAGAUAAUGGCUCAGCCAAUUCUCCAGACUGCAAUCGUCUCAAAAUAGCCAAGGGCACUUUUUUCUUUUUUUAAAAUCGACAUGCUGGGUUUUUUUCCCUUCUUGAGAAGACGGAUCUGACCUUUAUUUUCCAUUUAUGAAGGUUAUGUGACUUCAGAAGAAUCAGUCCUGAGAGAGACUUUUCCUGUUUCUCCCCCUAUUUACACAGCAAUGUUCACUAUUUGCUGAUUACAGAUCAGAUUUGUGAUAUUUAGGAUUGUGCUGGAUAAUUUCAGCAAAACUGACAAUCCUCUUUCAGUAAUAACAUGCUUCACCACACAAAUAUCUUCUCAUUUAAAUGUGUUUUCAUGAAAAUACGCAUGUCAUAUAGCCAAAGAUUAUGAACUGAUUGUCUACUGUGAAGAGUGUGCUUAUUAUUAUCUUCUGAUACCUCUUUUGUAACUUAUUUUGGUGUGCUUGUUAAUAUACAGUAUGUUAUUUAUUUAAACUAUUUAUUUAAUAAAUGAUUUGUUAAUGAAA